GCGACUGCACUCCCCCGUCUAUACUCUCUGCAACCCAUGCCUUCUGUUCCUGUUAGCUAAUUUUGUUUUUCCUUCCUCUAUUUAAUCUGCUCCAGCUCCUCUGUUUUUCUCACUCCCUGCAUCAAAUGGAGGAAAUGGUGAAGAGGUGCCAGGUUCCUGCAUUUGGUCACUGGAACUGGAGCUUCUAUGAUGAAGACAUCCCAAUUUCUCAGUACUUUGAGUCCCGUCUCUUUGGAGGAGAUCAUGGUGGGGAUCUGUUUAAGGUGCUGUCACCAUGCAAAGAUCAGAAAAAGCAAGAAGGGAAGAUGAUGAAGUCUGUGAAGGAGAAGAAGAUUGGGAGGAAGGACGAUGCUGUUGAUGAAGAUCUCUACAAGAUACCUCCAGAGAUCCUUUAUCAAAUGCCAAAGAAGGCAAUAAUUAUAGCAUUAGUAUAUUCUAUUUCUUAUUUUCUUCUUCUGAUUUUCAGUUUUGUUGUUCUUCUUUUCUUUUCUUUUCUUUGCAGAAAAAGAGAUGGAAUUUUUGCUCAGUUCUCCUCUGCCUCAGUUGCAUUGCAUGACUGGGAUCAGAGAUUAAGGAAAUGGCUUCCUGAUCAGAGUUCUGGAGUUUAUGUUUUUGUUUUCUUCUGUUUUUUCUCCAUGCCAACUGAAUUCCAAGAAAUGUAUAACUUAAACCCUGAAGAAAAGGCUAUGAACUAUCUUGAAUUGGAGAAUUUUAGUUCAAGAGAGGUUGGCAUGAAAAAAGUGGCAGAAGAAACAAAAUUAAAAAAUCAAAGUGCCCUUUUCCUUUGA
Messenger RNA from Zingiber officinale, 788 nucleotides. RefSeq lists its product as uncharacterized. The coding region runs from base 126 to 788 and encodes 220 amino acids. The record is from RefSeq and is a predicted model, not a curated record. The transcript has 3 exons. NCBI's taxonomy places the organism in Eukaryota, Viridiplantae, Streptophyta, Magnoliopsida, Zingiberales, Zingiberaceae.